AACAGUGCCACCUGUUUGACUGGUGGGGCUGAGCCAAGUACUGGAAGAGGGAGGAGGCAGACAACUCGGACAGAAGCUGGGAAGCAGUGCAGAGCACAGAGCGGAGUUGCUGCUGAGAAAAGCUCCUGGCCCCAUCCUACAGCUCCUGGAGGAAAAGGGGACCCUGGAAGGCAGUGACUGGGGUGCAGGGGCAGGACCUGAGGCGUGUGCCGGCAGGGAAAAAGUUCCUUCAGGAGGUGUGCCGUUUAAAAGAAGACCCCGGAAACUGUCCCCUUUGCUCAUCUCCUCCUCCAAUCUGGCACUUGGAGCCUGCCCUGUAACCUCCAUUGCUGAGCAGUGGCCCAGGCCUCCGCUCAGGCUGGGAUCUGCCUUCUGCCAGGGUCCCUGAGAGCCAAGCGUCCCUCCCCCCAGGCCCUCACCAUGGCCGAGUCCCCCGGCUGCUGCUCUGUCUGGGCCCGCUGCUUCCACUGCCUGUACAGCUGCCACUGGAAGCAAUGCCCCAGAGAUGGGAGGCAAACCGACAAGUGCGAAUGCGUCUGGUUUGGCCUGCUCUUCCUCACCUUCCUCCUCUCCCUGGGCUGGCUGUACAUCGUGCUCAUCCUUCUCAAUGACCUGCACAACUUCAAUGAAUUCCUAUUCCAGCACUGGGGGCACUGGAUGGACUGGUCCCCGGCAUUCCUGCUGGUCAUCUCUCUACUGGUCACAUACGCAUCCCUGCUCUUGCUCCUGGCCCUGCUCCUGCGGCUCUAUGGCCAGCCUCUAUGUCUGCACACCAUCCACAAGGUGCUGCUGCUCCUCAUCAUAAUUCUUGUGGCUGCUGGCCUUGUGGGGCUGGAGGUCCAAUGGCAGGAGGAGUGGCAUAGCUUACGUCUGUCACUGCAGGCCACAGCCCCAUUCCUUCACAUUGGAGCAGCUGCUGGCAUCACCCUCCUGGCCUGGCCUGUGGCUGAUACCUUCUACCAUAUCCACCAAAGAGGUCCCAAGAUCCUGCUACUGCUUCUAUAUUUUGGAGCCACCCUGGGCAUCUACCUGGCACCCCUAUUCAUCUCCUCAGCCUGUAUCAUGGAACCCAAAGACCUACCACAUAAGCCCAAGUUGAUAGGACACCGAGGGGCCCCCAUGCUGGCCCCCGAGAACACCCUGAUGUCCCUGCGGAAGACAGCUGAAUGUGGAGCUGUUGUGUUUGAGACCGACGUGAUGGUCAGCUCCGACGGGAUCCCCUUUCUCAUGCAUGAUGAGCGCCUAACCAGGACCACAGAUGUAGCCUCUGUGUUCCCAGACCGAGUCAACAGCCACAGCAGCAACUUCUCCUGGGCUGAACUGAAGAGGCUCAAUGCUGGGGCCUGGUUCCUUCAGAGACAAACUUUCUGGGGGGCUAAGCCGCUGUCAGGCCAUGAUCGAGAAGAUGCUGAGAGUCAAACAGUGCCAUCCUUGGAAGAGAUACUGAAGGAAGCUGAAGGCCUCAACCUUUCUAUCAUAUUUGACCUGCGCCGCCCCCCAAGAAACCAUACAUAUCAUGACAGUUUUGUGAACCAGACAUUGGAGACUGUGCUGAGUUCAGGAGUGCCCCAAGCCAUGGUCCUUUGGCUGCCGGAUGAAGAUCGGGCUUAUGUCCAAGAAAGGGCCCCCCAAAUGCACCAGAUAUACGGACAUCUGGAAGGCCAUGGCACUGAGAGACCCCAGUUUCUCAACCUCCCCUAUCAAGACCUGCCACUGUUGGAUAUCAAGGCACUGCACCAUCAUAACGUCUCGGUGAACCUAUUUGUAGUGAACAAGCCCUGGCUCUUCUCCCUACUCUGGUGUGCAGGGGUGGAUUCAGUCACCACCAACGACUGCCAGCUGCUGCAGCAGAUGCGUUACCCUGUCUGGCUUAUUCCCGCUCGAACCUACCUGAUAAUAUGGAUCAUUACCAAUUGUGUCUCCAUCCUGCUGCUUUUGUGGACUUUCCUCCUACAAUGGAGGUGUGCUAAGGAGAGACAGAGAACCGGGCUAGAAACAGCAGUGCUGCUGACCAGGAUCAACAAUUUCAUCACGGAGUGAAUGCCCUGUCUUAGGCCCCCACCAGCCAAAAUCAGAGGCCUGUUUGCAUUGGCCAACAGCAAGGAAGAGAGGGUGGCUGAGGUGGAAUGUUGCUGGGGUUGGCAUGGGGUGAAUUUUGCCAGCAGGAGGUGCUCCCCUUGGGAUUUUGACCUGAGGUGGUCAGAAAGACACUGAGUCACAAGAAGUUUCUCCCCAAAUGAAACUUAACAGAGGAAGAGACAAGGAGAUUGCCAAGAGAAUGUUUCAGAUCUAUGCGCAGGUGUUCUUGUGUACCAGGCACAGGGUAUCAGGGAUGGGACAGCUCAGAACUGUGAUUGAAGGAGAUGACAAAAUAGCCUUUCCUAGAGAACUGUAAGACGAUGGAGACAUCGACCUGGCUCCAUUCACUGUCUCUCUUGACAUAUGCGAUUUAUCUGAUUUCCUGCCUAGAGACAGAGCCCAUCUCCUGCUAAAGAGCCCAUCUAGCCAUGUAAUUCUGUGCCUGCAAGUGGCUUUUUCUUGUGCACAGUCUUCUUCAAGACACACUGGUUCUUGACCCUUGUCCAUUAA
This is a messenger RNA of Dama dama (fallow deer), 2589 nucleotides long. It is a transcript of the gene GDPD2, whose product is annotated as glycerophosphodiester phosphodiesterase domain containing 2. Gene Ontology annotation, biological process: lipid metabolic process. Gene Ontology annotation, cellular component: membrane. The coding region runs from base 421 to 2040 and encodes 539 amino acids. The record is from RefSeq and is a predicted model, not a curated record. Lineage: Eukaryota; Metazoa; Chordata; Mammalia; Artiodactyla; Cervidae. The transcript is spliced from 18 exons. Gene Ontology annotation, molecular function: glycerophosphodiester phosphodiesterase activity.